Micromonas commoda is the source of this 1222-nucleotide messenger RNA. RefSeq lists its product with no specific name. The record is from RefSeq and is a predicted model, not a curated record. Gene Ontology annotation, molecular function: abscisic acid binding. The transcript has a single exon. The coding region runs from base 99 to 1196 and encodes 365 amino acids. NCBI's taxonomy places the organism in Eukaryota, Viridiplantae, Chlorophyta, Mamiellophyceae, Mamiellales, Mamiellaceae. Gene Ontology annotation, biological process: response to abscisic acid. Gene Ontology annotation, cellular component: membrane.
CGCGGGUCGCGUCGUUCCUAGCCUCCGUCGUGGUGCACGCCGCGGCGCUGUACGCCUUCUACAGGCUAGGCGACGGCGCGUCCAGCACGUUCGCGGACAUGUUGACGGCGGAGCAGGCGGUGAAGAGGGUCGGGACCAUCGGCGUGGUGCUCCUCGCGGUGCUCUCGGGGUUCGGGGCUGUCAACUUUCCGUACACCACGCUGAGCCUCUUCGCGCGGCACGUGGGCGACGCCGAGACGGCGGCGCUGGAACGCAGGCUGGUGCAGGCGACGGAGACUGUCGUGCAACGGAAGAAGAAGGAGGUGUUGCUGCGCAUCGAGCUCAGGGAGGCGAGUGGGAACGACCGCGUUUUGUCAGGGGGCGACGCGGGCCAGGCGGCUACGUGGGGAGGAUACCUCGGGGGGUUGUGGCGACGCAGGCCGGGUCGCGCGAGCGGACUCGUCCAGAGGCUGGCUCUGCUCGAGUCGGAGAUUCAGGCCAUGGAGCAGGUGUGCAGGUCGCUCUUCUCCGAGCUGCACGAGGUCAAGACGGCGCGUGGGCGGGCGGUGGAGUCCAGGACCGCGUGGGGUAAGGUGAAGAACGCCGCGGGCAUCGCGAUGGCGGCGGUUUGCGCGUGGCGGGUGGUGACCGGUUUGUACCACCUCGUGUUCAAACGGCAGCUGCGGACGGAUCCGAUCACCGCCGCCCUGUCGGUGCUCAUCACCACAAAGACCAAGGUGGACUACGUGGACCCCAAGGUUCUCAGCCAGUACCUGUCCCUGCUGUUCAUCGGGUUCCUCGUGGCCAACUCGAUGCGAAACUUUGUGUACGCGCUGAACCGGCUCUUCUUCGCCGUGGGCGGCGGCGGCGGGGGAACGUCCACGUUUUUGGUGCUGUUCGUCGCUGAGAUGCAGGGCCUGUACUUUUUGUCCUCGGUGCUGCUCAUACGAAACUCGCUGCCGGACAGGUACAGGGGAUUCAUCGACGAGGCCAUGGGCGCGGACAACCUGGAGUUCUCCUUUUACCAGAACUUCUACGACUUGAUCUUCUUGACGUCUAGUUUGCUCACUUGCAUGCUCCUGUGGGCUUCGCGUUCGGUGGCUAGCGGAGGUGAGCACGGCGGCGGUUCCAAGUACGACGUGUCGCACAGGACCAGUCUGCUCUGCGGGGUUGGGGCCACGACGGAUGAGGACCUGCAGAUUAAGCAAAAGAUAUAGCCCUUUUUGAUCAAGCGACAACCGCG